Molecule: messenger RNA, 632 nt
Organism: Dacryopinax primogenitus
Lineage: Eukaryota; Fungi; Basidiomycota; Dacrymycetes; Dacrymycetales; Dacrymycetaceae
Exons: 2
Coding region: 29-418 (129 amino acids)
Biological process (GO): translation
Cellular component (GO): ribosome
Molecular function (GO): structural constituent of ribosome
Source: RefSeq, a predicted model, not a curated record
CGUCGACGACAUCGUCGCACGAUACACGAUGUUCCGCACCCUCGCACGAUUAUACAACAUCCAAGCGCUCAGGGGUCCAACCACCCACCUGUUCGAAGGCCGUACAACCCUCUCGGGGUACAACGUCCCCCACUCAAAGCACAAGACAAAGCGCAAGUGGAAGCCGAACGUGCACACCAAGCGUCUCUUCUCCGAAUCCUUGGGCGGGACAGUCAAGGUCCGCCUCACGGCCAGCACGCUGCGUACGAUCGACAAGUAUGGAGGGCUGGACAGCUAUAUGCUCAGAAAUAAGAACUUGCAUGAGUUUGAGAGGAUGGGGGGCAGCGCGAUGGCUUUGAGGAUACGGAUACGGGAGGCGGAGAAAGAGAAGGUGGAUAAGGCGCUCGCGGAGGAGAUGCAUAAGAUGGGACUGUCAUAACGGCAAACCAAGUGGGGAGAUUUGCUGAGCCGGUGCGGCUCAUUCUUGCAUGUACAAGCAACUUUUUUUUUGCAUUAAUCUAAACAUCACCACAACCGUCUAUCAACAUAUCAACAUAUGCUUUCGUAACCAAUACACAAGAGCGCAUAUGUGCGCAUCGGGUCUCGUCAAUGUCCCGUUAUACCUGCGCGAAACACGGGGAAACGGAAACAAC